Messenger RNA from Cotesia congregata, 795 nucleotides. The record is from the annotation of a GenBank genome assembly. Lineage: Eukaryota; Metazoa; Arthropoda; Insecta; Hymenoptera; Braconidae.
AUGUUCGCAGUUUUCAAGUUUUCCUUAGCGAUUUUUGUGGUAAUUAAUUUACUAGCCACUCAGACGACUGCGGAAGACUUUGGAGGCUGGACAGAGAGUCUAACGAGGCUGUUAAAAAUUUGCGCGAGUAAUUACAACAGUUUUAAUAAUAGAAUUAAUAAUAACAAAGAAAAUGCAAAAAGUGAUAUUUUGGAGAGUCUUAAAUUUUGUUUGCAAAAAAGAGCGGUUAUAGCAAUGGACGCGUUUUUCUCCGAAGAAGUUAUUCCUCUGAUAAACGGCGUUGAUUUGAUGAAAUUUAACGAUACUAAUGCCACGGAUUACAAUGAAUCAUUCAACACAGCGCGAGCUAACGGUAAAACUUGGCCUGAAAUUGUCUUCGGAAGGUUCGCAAGAUUGUUUAAGACCCACGUUCUUAAAAUUGACAUUGACAGAAUUGUCAACCCCGAAGCUUUUGUCGACGAGUCAAAUGAAAUUGUCGAAGGACGAAGGCGCCACCACAGAAAACGACAGAACCACUUGAUGCCAAUGUUAAUGAUGGGAGUCUUAGUAAUGGGGUCAGUUUUAAUCCCAAUGGGUUUCCAAUUUUUGGCUGUCUUGGGAGGAAAAGCCCUUUUGCUAGCUAAAUUGGCGUUAAUGCUGUCCUCUAUCCAAGGAUUGAAAAAAAUCGCGACCAACGGAGUCAAUUACGGGCUCUACCACGCUCCAGUUAGUGAUGGGUGGCACGAACGAAGCAGCCGCCUGGUAGAUCCUUUAGCACAGUAUGAUGUGCCUUAUGCUGCCCUAGCUCGUCAUUAA